AUGGAAGGCAAAGUUUUCACAGAAGAACAGGAAACACUGGUGGUGAAGUCAUGGGGUGUGAUGAAGAAGAACGCUGCUGAAUUGGGCCUUAAGUUCUUCUUAAAGAUCUUUGAAAUUGCACCAUCAGCUCAGAAGCUGUUCUCUUUCUUGAGGGACUCUGACAUUCCUCUUGAGAAGAACCCAAAGCUCAAGCCUCACGCCAUGUCUGUAUUUGUUAUGACUUGUGAAUCUGCAGUUCAACUCAGGAAAGCAGGCAAGGUUACAGUGAGAGAGUCAACCUUGAAAAGAUUAGGUGGUGUCCACUUCAAGUCUGGAGUGGUAGAUGAACAUUAUGAGGUGACCAAGUUCGCAUUGUUGGAAACCAUAAAGGAGGCCUUACCGGAAAUGUGGUCACCGGAGAUGAAGAAUGCUUGGGGAGAAGCUUAUGAUCAGUUGGUUGCUGCUAUAAAAUCAGAAAUGAAGCCUCCCCUUAAUUAG
Messenger RNA from Malus domestica (apple), 477 nucleotides. It is a transcript of the gene GLB1, whose product is annotated as galactosidase, beta 1. The record is from RefSeq and is marked provisional. Gene Ontology annotation, molecular function: oxygen binding; heme binding. Lineage: Eukaryota; Viridiplantae; Streptophyta; Magnoliopsida; Rosales; Rosaceae.